Molecule: messenger RNA, 3604 nt
Organism: Boleophthalmus pectinirostris (great blue-spotted mudskipper)
Lineage: Eukaryota; Metazoa; Chordata; Actinopteri; Gobiiformes; Gobiidae
Gene: abi3bpa
Product: target of Nesh-SH3
Exons: 22
Coding region: 127-2865 (912 amino acids)
Biological process (GO): extracellular matrix organization; positive regulation of cell-substrate adhesion
Molecular function (GO): protein binding
Source: RefSeq, a predicted model, not a curated record
CCAGUGAGCUGCUCUAGUCCUGAGAGGCCCCUUCUCAGUGAAGUAGACCAGCCACUGCCUCCCCACCCUGCAUUAUCCUUCACUUCUGUGUUCACGGCAGCACCUGGAAGGAAGCCACAGCCGAGGAUGCAGCGCCCCAGCAUCUUCCCACUCAUCCUUUUGUUUGUCGCUGGAAUAGUUCUGUCUGGGCCAUCUACUCCCAUCAGAAGCAGAGUGAGACGACAAAACAUGAAAGUGCGCAUCAAUGCAACAGGAGACACCAUCAUCAUGAAGUUCCUACGUCCCAAUCCGGACACCAAACUUGAAGGUUACAUCCUGGGCUAUGGCAGCAGCAUGUUCUCCAAACAGUUCAUUCAGCUACCUGAGAAUGGAAAGCCCUAUGAGACAGAGUUUGAUGCUGAGCCCAAAUAUCUAAUCGCUGUUCAGCCAAUUCCUGCCAAUGAUGUGAAAAAGCAAUGCACAGGUAAAGUUGAAUUGGAAAAGCCACUUCAUUUGGUCAUUGGCUCUGUGACGCCUACAUCGGUACUCCUGUCCUGGGGAACACUGCUGAAAACCCCCUAUGAGUCCAACAUCAUGAACGACUGCCUGGAGGAUGGAUACUACACUGUUCGAUAUCGUGAGAGGAACAGGAAGUGGAAUUAUCAGACCUGCCCUACGAGUGAUACAGUCAUUGACAACCUCAAGCCCAAUACUGUGUAUGAAUUUGGGGUUCAGCCCAACACUAAGGAAGGCAAUGGACACUGGAGCAAACCUGUCAUCCACAACAACAGCAACGGGGGAUCGGAGGAUAAGACCCAGGUCAGAAAACCAGUCAAACGACCCAUAAACCCUGUGAAAUCUUACGCCAACAACCAACACACCCUCCCCUUCACGCCCCGUCAUGUUUCACAUAACAAGACCCAGGUCAGGUCGGACCUCUUCCGGAAACUAGCUCCAAAGACAACUCUUGGACGAGAAGAUGUCAUCAGUUUCAUAUUGCCUCGCCAGCCAAUGAAAAAUGUUCAAGAACUUAAUCCCAAGAUUCCUAAACCAGCCAAGAUUCAACCACACAUACCAAAAAAUCUGUCAGCAACCCAAAGUUAUUACUUCAAAACUUCUCCUUUUCAAAAACCUGAGAUUAAAACAACACUGCAGCCUUACCCUCCAGCAUUCACAACCAAGCUGCCAGCUGCAGUCUCUCCUCCCACACCAAAACCAAAAGCACAGACAACUCCACCAAAGACCUCGGCUGCACCAAAGACCAAUCUCCAAUCUGAGACCAAGUCCACAAUAACCUUAAAGACAAUGCUCACAUCCAAAGUACAGAGCAUCCCAUCCUCAUUAAAGACACAGGCCCCGCCCAAGGUCCUGCCCAAAGGCACAACACAUCGCAAGAGACUGCCAAACCCCCAACCUCAUCCCAGGCGCCAGCCUCAGGCCAGCACUGACCCUGCUCUCGCUAAGCAUGCUCGUCCCACUGCUCCUAGUCCUCCAGAAGAGGGUAAGCCCCUGCAAACACCUGCUCUGGCUACAGAGAAGACCAGUAGUAGCCAUCGGGGUACUGGCAGCCGUAAACCAUCCACUGGCGAUGGGGUUCAUUCUUCCACUAGCUCAUCUACAGUUCCUCCGUCUGGUCGUGUUGCACCUAACCCCUCUCGCACUGGUGACAAACCAUUAUCUCAGGCCAAGACUUUCCACUCCUCCAACACACCUGGGGCUGGUGGGGUGCAUCAUAGGGGCAAUGUGCUCCCUAAACCUGCAGUGUGGCCCAAAGAGAAACCUGCUGUUCUGCAGCCAUCCUCUUCAGUCAACAAGAAAACCAAUCUGGUUGGGAAGCCUAGUGAUCAUGAUAAACCCAUGGAUCUGAAGCAAGGAGACAAGGAGUCCAUCUUGAAGCCAUUCCCCCAGGUUACAGCCAAGCCUAAGCCAGAGCGCAGGCAGCAUACAACCACCUCUGCCCCAGCAGUAAACAGCAGUCGCUUUGACGUCAGUGAGAAUUCGUCUAUAUUCAGACCUCUACCUGCAUCAGACGUGGACAUAAUGGGCAAAAAACGGUUUGUUGCUCCUCAUGUGAUCUACAAGACGGACAAAAAGCCAGAUGAGCCCUGCUCCAUCACAUCCUCAAUGGCUUAUUUCCCAGACGAGGAGGGAAAUGACAUCAGUGUCACUGGGCCCCCCAAAACCCCACCCUCUAAUCUCACUGUGGUCACAGUGGAGGGCUGUCCAUCUUUUGUCAUCCUGGACUGGGAGAAGUCUGACAAUGAAACAAGAGAGUAUGAGGUUGUAUCAACUACUAAAGGCCCAAAUGGAGAAGAAGUCUCUGUGCUGACUACUAACCAGACACAUACAGCUGUGGAGAAUCUGAAGCCAGAGAGCAGUUAUGAGUUCAAAGUAACACCAAAGAAUGAGCUAGGAACAGGACCAUCCAGUGACCCUGUGUCUUUUAGCACAGAAUCAGCGGACCCACGUGUGAGUGAAUAUGUAGCAGGCAAAGAUGCCAUUUGGACUCAAUUUCCAUUUAAAGCUGAUGCAUACUCUGAAUGCAAUGGAAAACAAUAUGUGAAGAGAACUUGGUACAGAAAGUUUGUAGGCAUCCAGCUCUGCAACUCUUUGAGAUACAAGAUCUAUCUAAGUGACUCGCUCAAUGGAAAAUUUUAUAACAUUGGUGACCAGACUGGAUUUGGUGAGGACCAUUGUCAGUUUGUUGACUCCUUCUUGGACGGACGAACAGGAACACAAUUGUUUGCUGAACAGCUACCAAGCCGACAAGGGUUUUUCAGAGCUUUGCGACAAGAACCUGUACACUUUGGAGAGAUUGGAGGAAAAUCUCACGUCACUUACGUGGGCUGGUACGAGUGUGGUACACCCAUACCUGGAAAGUGGUAAAAGCAUGAAGACCUUUACCUCAACAUUUUGGCCAAACACAUUUGUUCUGCUUGAAGGUGCUGGGCCUCUUAAACAUGGACAGUCAGUGGGCCUGUGCAGAGGCUUUCAAUUCCAAUGGGAACGUUUGGAUCCCAUUGGGAACUCAGUUGUGUGUAAUUGUAAUAUUAGUAUUAUCUAUUUAUCAAACAUGUCUCAGUGGACAGUAGUUUGUGUGAUAAGAAAAGCUGAAUAUAAUCAGACAGAACUUUGGGAAGCUGGCUCCCAAAAUGUAAUAACUUGUAUAAUAUUAUUUAUCAAUGGAUUGUUAGAGACUAUUCUGUACUACUUAGUACACGCUUAAGUUUCUGCAUUUCUAAAAUAAAAAAGGAUGUUUUGUAAAAAAAAAAAAAAAAAAUCUAAUUUGAGAAGUUUGUGUGGUGUUAUAAAAAUGUUGUACAUUUUGGGCUUUUUUUCUUUACAAAGGUCUUGUUUGGUAGACAAAUAAAAACGCAAACUAUAAUAUUGCAGCAUUAAUAUAUGCAAUAAAUUCUUAUAACUCUUAAUCAAGCCAACUGUUCUUUACUGGCCAUGACUGAAGUCACUAUGAUUGCAGUUUUUGACCAUUACUAUGUAUAUUGAGUAAAAGGAUAGGCUACUGUGUGGUGGAAUAUACUGUAUUAAAAUAUUGGUUUAAAAACUGUAAAAUAUUUUUAUUUACACUGCAAAAUGUAUAUAGUUUAGCAUUUUUUUCAAAUAAAAU